This is a messenger RNA of Anneissia japonica, 1265 nucleotides long. Its product is annotated as coenzyme Q-binding protein COQ10 homolog B, mitochondrial-like. The record is from RefSeq and is a predicted model, not a curated record. Gene Ontology annotation, cellular component: mitochondrion. Gene Ontology annotation, biological process: ubiquinone biosynthetic process; cellular respiration. Bases 16 to 789 code for a protein of 257 amino acids. The transcript is spliced from 5 exons. Gene Ontology annotation, molecular function: ubiquinone binding. Lineage: Eukaryota; Metazoa; Echinodermata; Crinoidea; Comatulida; Comatulidae.
UUCGGCAACCGGGUAAUGACGUCAUCAUACGUCAUACCGGUGCGGUCUUUUCGACGUAGUCGGCUGUUUGCCAUGGCGAAGAAUGUAAAUAUUUUACAAAAAGUUUACCAACAUUUAUACGGUACAUUACUUGUAGAGACUCGGUUAUUAAGACCAAGAAGCUUAUCUGUUUGUCACAACCAAACAAGAGAUUAUAAACAUGUAGUAUCCAAUAGAAUUGUGUCACCUAUGCAAGGGUCGCAAAUGCUUUUACCUCAUCAUAUACCUCAACGCAAUUUCCUCACUGCUUUUAUUAAUAAAAGGAAAGAAUAUUCUGAAAGAAGAAUAUUAGGAUAUUCUAUGGAAGAGAUGUAUGAAGUAGUUGCAAAUGUUGAACAUUACAAAGAGUUUGUUCCUUGGUGCACCAAGUCGGACAUUGUUGGCCGCAAACCAGGACACAUGAAGGCGCAGUUAGAGAUUGGAUAUCCUCCUUUCUGUGAACGUUACAUGUCACUGGUUACAGUUACUAGACCACACCUAGUAAAGGCUGUGUGUACUGAUGGUAUGCUGUUUAACCAUCUGAUGACGUCGUGGCAAUUCGGCCCUGGCAUUAAGGGAAAGUCAGAUACAUGCACCCUAGAUUUUCAGGUUUCUUUUCAGUUUCGAUCAGCAUUACAUUCAAAUAUAUCCACGCUUUUUUUCGAUGAAGUUGUAAAGAAAAUGGUGAAAGCUUUUGAGAAGCGUGCUGAGAAACUGUUUGGUCCACAAGCAAUUAGUAAAUCUCAAAUUAUACAUAUACACAGUUCAUGACUGUAGCUUGAUAUUUUAGCAUAAAUAUUUAUAGAAUUAUGAAUAAUAUCUGAAAUACAUAUUGCAUUCAAUACAUGUGCAACACUAGGUAAAUAUUGUAUUAAAGAUUGGUAUGUAUAAUAUACAAUUGAUAGUAUUUUAUUUAAUAUUUAUCUAUAAUAUUAAAUUUAACACUAGACCAAAUAACCAUUGAUUAUGAGGUAUUUUAUGGAGUAGUUGAAGAAUGGAAAAUUUUAAGGAAAGUUUGUAUAAAUGUUUAUGGAAUUGGUGUACUAGUAUCUGAAGGAUGUAAUAGUAUCUGAAGAAAAUAGCCAGGUGAUUGAUUGUUUGAUGUACAGCACAUAGAAAACUGCAGUCAUAAAGUUUAAAAUUAUUAUUGUAAACAUUAUUAAGCGAGAAUUUUAAUUCCUUGUUUCGCGUACUUAUUUCAAGUACGUAAAUAUUAAAAUAAAAUUUUGUUUUCUUAUUUAGCAAAU